UGGACGUGGUGAGGUCGGCCUGGCCGCCCGCAGCGCUGCAGAGCCGCACCAGGGCCGUAGGCGGACGAGGACCCCGCUCAGCCGACUCCUCGCCCGCGCCUCCCGGGCGCCGUCCGCAGCUGUAGCAGAGUGCCGUGCAGCGCUGGUCGUUCGCUCGCGCCGCCCGCAGAGUCGAGAUGGCUGCCAACCCCGCCGCGCUGCGCAGGAAGCAGAAGAUGGCGGAGGCCGAGGCGAGCUGCCCGCCGGCCGAGCGCGAGGUGCGUGUCGUCGUGGCGCGCCGAGCCUUCACACAGGCACAGUUCCAGCAGGAGUACGACUACACGGAGCCAAAGCCUAAAACCAACGCCGAACUGGUGGCCGAGCACUUCCGGGACAACUGCUCGCCCAACGGCGACUGUGUGGCCAACACGCUGACCCGCUACCUACCCAUCCUGGCCUGGAUGCCGGCCUACAACUUCCGGCGUGACCUGGUGGGCGACCUCAUCGCUGGCAUCACCGUCGCCAUCAUGCACAUCCCGCAAGGAAUGGCGUACGCGCUGCUAGCCCGUAUUCCACCCAUCCACGGAAUUUACAUGGCCUUCUUCCAGUGCCUGCUGUACGUGAUUUUCGGAACGUCGCGUCACGUGUCAGUCGGCACCUUCGCCGUUACCUGCAUAAUGACGGGCAAGGUGGUGAUGGAGUAUUCGGAGCCGCAGCCGUCCGCCGACAACAGUACGGAGCAGGUGCUCUACGAUCCGGUGCUGGUGGCCACUACCGUCACCAUGGCCGUCGGCAUAGUUGAGCUCGUGAUGUUCGCGCUGCGGAUCGGCGCGCUCACGGUCAUCCUGUCCGACAUGCUGGUGAAGGGUUUCACCACCGGCGCCGCCGUGCACGUGCUCAUGUCGCAGGUCAAGUCGCUCUUUGGCCUGACACUGCCCCGCUACUCCGGCCCCGGAAAACUCGUCAAGUCGUUCGUGGCGAUUCUGAAAAACGCGUUCAGUGCCAACCCGGCCGCCAUGGUCAUCUCAGGCGUCUCCAUCUCGGUGCUCGUGUUUAACAACGAGUACCUGAAGCCCAAGGUCGCCAAGAAGACCAAGUUCCCAAUACCGAUCGAGCUGAUCGUGGUGGUGAUCGGCACGGUGGCCUCCUACUUUGGAGACCUGGAGGGCAACUACAAGGUGCAGGUCAUCGGCAACGUCACCACCGGCCUGCCUCGCCCCACCAACCCCGUGUUCUCACUGCUGCCGCACAUCCUGAUGGACGCCGUCAUCAUCGCCAUCAUCGCGUACUCGGUUGCGCUCUCCAUGGCGCAGCUGUUCGCCAAGAAGCACGAAUACGUGGUCGACCCGAACCAGGAGCUAAUCGCUUACGGCGUCGGCAACAUCGCCUCCUCCUUCUUCGCUUGCGCGCCGAUGGCAGCCUCGCUGUCCCGUUCGCUCAUCAUGGAGAACGUGGGCGGUAAGACGCAGGCGUCCGGCAUCAUUACCUCCGCCAUCCUGCUGGUGGUACUGCUAUGGCUGGGACCCGUCUUCGAGGUGCUGCCCAAGUGCGUGCUCAGCUCCAUCAUCGUCGUCUCGCUGAAGGGCAUGUUCAUGCAAUUCCAAGAUCUGAAGCAGGUGUGGCGCACGUCACGCGCCGACGCGCUCAUCUGGUUCACCACCUUCAUCGCCGUCGUCGCCAUCGACAUCGACAUCGGCCUGGCCGUCGGCGUCGGUGUCUCGGUGGUGGUACUGCUGCUGCGAAACCAGAAGCCGGAGACGGCGCUGCUUGGCAGCGUGGGCGGCACCGACAUCUACCUGGACAUUUCCAAGUACAAGUCGGCGGAGGAGGAGGGCGACAUCAAGAUAUUCCAGUUCGGCGGCCCGCUGCACUUCUGCAACCGCGACUUCUUCCGCAACCAAGUGAUUCAGCUGACGGGGCUGGACCCUAUCCAGUACAAGUCGUUCAUCCACCGCCUGGAGGCUCAAGCGCACGCCAAGGCCAUGAAGGAGAAGCUCAAGGCGAAGAAAGAUCGCCGCAAUCCUCAGAAGGCAGACUCCAAGACCGGCGGGCGCUUCUUCGCCGAGACCAAGCUGGACCCCAGCGUGGAGAAGCCCGAGUCGGCCAAGAAGCGUGCGCAGAUGGCCGGCAUCGCGAACGCCGCGUUCGAGUCGAACGAGGAGCGCAGCGGCUCGCGUGAGCUGCUCACGCCGCCGGCCAGUGCCGACUACUACGGUAGCCUCGACUCCGACCGCGGACCGCCCUGGAAGAGACUGUGC
Pollicipes pollicipes is the source of this 2237-nucleotide messenger RNA. Its product is annotated as solute carrier family 26 member 10. The record is from RefSeq and is a predicted model, not a curated record. Gene Ontology annotation, biological process: transmembrane transport. Gene Ontology annotation, cellular component: membrane. NCBI's taxonomy places the organism in Eukaryota, Metazoa, Arthropoda, Thecostraca, Pollicipedomorpha, Pollicipedidae.